Molecule: messenger RNA, 315 nt
Organism: Fusarium pseudograminearum CS3096
Lineage: Eukaryota; Fungi; Ascomycota; Sordariomycetes; Hypocreales; Nectriaceae
Exons: 3
Coding region: 1-315 (104 amino acids)
Source: RefSeq, a predicted model, not a curated record
AUGAUUUCUACAGCAUUGGCGAGGCUACGGCCUGCGAUUGCGCCAAAGGGCGCUUUCAACAGGGCUAUCUACUCUACCAGCCGAAGAAUGUACGCGAGCAAGAGUCAACCCAGCCCAACGUCUCAGUUCUAUCGCACAUUCACACGGCCGAUCGCAAAGACACUUCUUAUCGCUGUUUUCUCAUACCAGCUUGCUUACUGGUCAUGGGUGAAGCUUGAGACAGACGAGAUCCGCGCCGAACGAGAUGCUACUAUCGAGAAAUUGGAAACGACGAUCAAGGAGUACGAUGCUGAAACAAAAGCAAAAAAGGACUAG